Messenger RNA from Cyprinodon tularosa, 543 nucleotides. Its product is annotated as neuropeptide FF receptor 1-like. The annotation marks the transcript as partial. Gene Ontology annotation, biological process: G protein-coupled receptor signaling pathway. The transcript is spliced from 3 exons. Gene Ontology annotation, cellular component: membrane. Gene Ontology annotation, molecular function: neuropeptide receptor activity; peptide binding. Lineage: Eukaryota; Metazoa; Chordata; Actinopteri; Cyprinodontiformes; Cyprinodontidae. The record is from RefSeq and is a predicted model, not a curated record.
CUACUUCAUGAAUGAUCAACUCAGAUUUUCUUCACGGGUAUUCCUCAGAUUCUACCUUCAACUUUCUACAUCCAGAGCAUUCAUUCCUCCACAGUGUUUUGUUUUUCUCUCUGGAGGAAUUACAUCAGGUCCCUGACACGUCCAAGCUUGUGCUGGCACAUAUGAAAGAUGGAGUUUCUGGAAAUUGUGACCGAGGAAGUUAUGGACACAGAGGGAUCAGCGGUCAUAGCAACCUUUUUAAACAGCAGCUUGUAUGGCACAACCAACUUCACCAACAUCACUUUUUUCCCCUACUAUCAACACUCUAUUUAUGUAGCUGCCAGCUACAUCCUGGCAUAUUCCUUCAUCUUUCUGCUGUGCAUGGUGGGUAACAUCCUGGUGUGUCUGAUCGUAGUGGAAAACCGAUGCAUGCGCACUGUGACCAACCUCUUCAUCCUUAACCUGGCAGUCAGCGACCUACUUGUGGGGAUCUUCUGCAUCCCUACAACUUUGGUGGACAACUUUAUCACAGCCGCUCAGACCUCCACAUACCAGCGGUGCACU